Messenger RNA from Eublepharis macularius, 2158 nucleotides. It is a transcript of the gene PPP1R8, whose product is annotated as protein phosphatase 1 regulatory subunit 8. Gene Ontology annotation, molecular function: protein serine/threonine phosphatase inhibitor activity; mRNA binding; protein binding. The coding region runs from base 13 to 1077 and encodes 354 amino acids. The transcript is spliced from 7 exons. The record is from RefSeq and is a predicted model, not a curated record. NCBI's taxonomy places the organism in Eukaryota, Metazoa, Chordata, Lepidosauria, Squamata, Eublepharidae. Gene Ontology annotation, cellular component: nuclear speck.
GGCAGUCGCAAGAUGGCGGCGAACGCGAACUCAGCCGGUGGCGGCGGGAGCCUCCCGCUCUUUGACUGUCCGAGCUGGGCAGGAAAACCUCCACAGGGGUUGCACCUGGAUGUAGUCAAAGGAGAUAAACUUAUUGAGAAAUUGAUAAUUGAUGAGAAGAAAUACUAUCUCUUUGGGAGAAACCCUGACCUGUGUGACUUCACCAUCGAUCACCAGUCCUGCUCCCGGGUCCAUGCUGCCUUGGUCUACCACAAACAUCUGAAAAGGGUUUUUCUUAUAGACCUCAACAGCACACAUGGCACGUUUUUGGGCCACAUUCGUUUGGAACCUCACAAGCCACAGCAGAUUCCCAUCGACUCGACGGUUUCGUUUGGCGCUUCUACACGGGCCUACACUCUGAGAGAAAAGCCUCAAACGCUGCCCUCCGCUGUGAAAGGAGAUGAGAAAAUGACCAGUGAGGACGAUGAGCUCAAGGGAUUGCUUGGCCUGCCUGAAGAGGAGACAGAGUUAGAUAAUCUGACAGAGUUUAACACCGCCCACAACAAGAGGAUCUCCACAUUAACCAUAGAAGAAGGGAACUUGGACAUCCAGAGACCGAAACGAAAACGGAAGAACUCGAGAGUAACAUUCAGCGAUGAUGAUGAGAUCAUCAAUCCAGAGGAUGUGGACCCUUCCGUUGGACGUUUCAGAAACAUGGUACAGACUGCAGUGGUCCCAGUGAAGAAAAAACGAAUGGACAGCUCAGGCUCCUUGAGCACAGAUGAGUCCGUAACGCGGCGCAUGCAGAACUUUCCCUACGGCGGAGGUUUGUAUGGUGGCCUGCCUCCAACUCACAAUGAGACGGGCGUCCAGUCCCACAGCAUCCACGGCACAGCGCUCAUCGGGGGCUUGCCGAUGCCCUACCCUAACCUUGCCCCUGACGUGGACUUGACUCCAGUGGCGCCUUCGACGGUGGCCAUGAACCCCGCUCCCAACCCUGCUGUCUUUAAUCCCGAAGUUGUGAAUGAGCCUAAGAAAAAGAAGUAUGCGAAAGAGGCAUGGCCAGGCAAGAAGCCCACCCCUUCUCUUUUGAUCUGAAGAGCAGAGCUUGGGUUUGUGUGUACCAGGGUGCGGGAUGAGUUAAGGGAGCAGCUAACCAAACUCUACAAGUGCUGCAGGCAUCUUCCAGGCCCAGGACCUAACUGUGCUGUAACCAAGUGGCAGGGCUGAGUUACCCUUCAAGAGCGACCUUCGAAACUGAUCUACAGAUGUCUAAAAAGAAGCAAAGGAGGCCUCAAAUAUAUCUCUCACUGCCUGUGGAACUUUCCCUGCCUCGUUUGCAGCCCCGUUCUCUUCUUUAGCCCAGCUGUUCUAGUUCCAUGGUUAUUUUACUCUGAGGUUAUUUGCGAGUGCGAGGGGUGCUCUAUCAGCUGAGGCACAGUUAAGAGCAUUCGUGAUUUGAUCCUGGAGCUACGGAAGCGAUAGAACUCUGAGUACCGAGGCUAAUUUUUGCCCACUACUCUCCGACUGUUCCUCUGGAGGAGCCAUAGAUCAGGCCAGAAUCUAAAGCAGGUCUGUGAUUGAAAUAGCUUCCUUUAAUUCAGAGAAAACAAAUUCCUUUAUAUCUCAGGAUCAGCAAAAUGCAUCGUAGUAUACCUUGUCGUUGCCAAGGUACGUGCAGCAACUGCUGAAAGAUACGAAGCAGGGUGAAGCAAUUAACAAAUAAGGAUGGAACAGAUUAACAGUGUCCUGGACUGAAAGCACCAAAAAGGGAAAAAAAGCAAAGGAGUUUCAUUUUUGAACAUACUUUUCAGAUGUAGUGAAUAUAAGAUCUUUAGGGAAACAGAGUACAUCCCUUUAGAAGCAAAAGAGGUCUCCCUGAAACAGCAGCCUUUGCUUUUCUGACAUAUUGACACUUUGGGGUGCAGGCAGAUGCUGUGGCUUGGUAAGAAAUUCCACUUUGCCUUGAUUUCCCACAGAAGAAUGACAGGCUGUUUUUUUGCUUGUCUCUGGUUGCUUUCCUGGGAGGAUGAUUUCUCAUCAUGCUCUCCUUUGCCACUGUGAAUGCAGAGGUAUUUGCAGCAGCUGUGGUGCCUUAGGAGUUAGUUCUCCAUGCUUUCGCCUCGCGACUAGCAUUCCCCCCUCCUCCUGGUCACCAGAGUUCUUUUUGCUAUUUUUU